Messenger RNA from Rotaria sp. Silwood1, 1608 nucleotides. The record is from the annotation of a GenBank genome assembly. Lineage: Eukaryota; Metazoa; Rotifera; Eurotatoria; Philodinida; Philodinidae.
AUGGCUGAAGCUCAUGAAGCAGUUGCCUUUUCAUUCGCUGUUGGUCCUGGAGGUUUCAAUGUCGAUCUACGCUAUGAUGUUUUUAAAGAUUGGUACUUUUCUUGUCUACGUUCUUGGCGAUUAAGUUGUCAUCGUACGCUGAAUUCACUUCACAAUUUCUUAUAUCCGGGUCAUCCGAUUCGUGGUCUGAUUUGUUGUGGCGCCAUUCCAGCACUGUACUUCAAAGGCUAUGAUCCAUCAUUCGGUGUUAUUACUUGGCUGGAAGAACACAUUUUUCGACGUUAUUUUCAAUCGAAAAAUGCCACAAUUCUUGCUUGUGUCACCUUCGCCGCUGGUGCAUACAUUUGUGUCAUACAAAUUCGACAAUAUACCUUGAAAGCCUUGUUUUCUUAUCAUGGCUGGAUGUAUCAAAAGCAUGGUCAAAGUGUUGGUCUGAUGCCAAAACUUUGGAUGGGUCUCGUUAAAUUAUUUGUCGGUCGAAAUCCAUCUUUGUAUUCAUGUCAAAAUGUUCUACCAACCUUACCGUUGCCAAGUUUAGAUGAUACAUUACAACGCUACUUAAGAACAGUUCGACCACUCUACAAUGACGAAGAAUAUCAACGUGUAGAAAAAUUAGCAAAUGAAUUCAAACAAACCAUUGGACGCAAACUACAACGAUAUCUUUGGUUCAAAUGGUUUUUCUCAUCGAAUUAUAUAACUGAUUGGUGGGAAAAAUUUGUUUAUCUUCGCGGUCGAUCACCAAUAAUGGUGAACAGUAAUUUCUACUGUCUCGAUGCAGUUUUCGAUCGUUCGACAAUGAAACAAACAGCACGUGCUGCUAACAUAGUUUAUGCGGCAUUCAAGUAUCGUACUGAAUUGGAACUUCAACAAAUGAAACCGUUGAUGAUUCAAAAUUUGAUUCCACUCUGUUCGAGUCAAUAUGAACGGCAAUUCAAUACUGUUCGCAUUCCAGGAAAAGAAAUGGAUCGCAUCGUACACUAUCCCGAUAGUCAUCAUAUUGCUGUCUAUCACAAAGGUCGUUGGUACCAAGCCUUUAUGUAUCAUAAAGGCAAGCUCCUGAAACCAUGCGAAUUGCAAAUUCAAUUAGAUGAGAUCAUUCGAGAUGAAACGUUGCCCGCCGAUGGCGAAGAACAUCUUGCUGCCCUAACCGCCGGUGACCGUACAUUAUGGGCUACGACACGUGAAACAUUCUUUUCUACUGGCUGCAAUCGCUUAUCCUUGAAAGCAAUCGAAAAAGCAGCCUUCGUUCUGAUUUUAGAAGAUGCCGAAUUUGAAAUUGGAAGGAGCAUGAGUCCCAAAUUCGAUGACUACGCGCGAGCGAUGCUUCAUGGCAAAGGUUAUGAUCGUUGGUUCGAUAAAUCGUUCAAUUUUGUAGUCGGCAAAAAUGCAGUAUUCGGUUUCAAUGCAGAACAUAGUUGGGCUGAUGCACCCGUAUGUGGACAUAUGGCCGAAUAUAUUCUUUCGGAAGAUAUCAUUGUAUUAGGCUAUGAUGAAAAUGGCAAUACGCGCGGUAUUCCACGUUUCAAUGCUCUCCGACCAAUAAAACUUGAAUGGUGUAUUCCGGAUGCCGUAAGAAGCAUUGUUUUUAAACAAUUUCUUAUGUUAUGA